This is a messenger RNA of Asterias rubens (European starfish), 1617 nucleotides long. Its product is annotated as thymidine phosphorylase-like. NCBI's taxonomy places the organism in Eukaryota, Metazoa, Echinodermata, Asteroidea, Forcipulatida, Asteriidae. Gene Ontology annotation, biological process: pyrimidine nucleobase metabolic process; pyrimidine nucleoside metabolic process. The transcript has 8 exons. The record is from RefSeq and is a predicted model, not a curated record. Gene Ontology annotation, cellular component: cytosol. Gene Ontology annotation, molecular function: 1,4-alpha-oligoglucan phosphorylase activity; pyrimidine-nucleoside phosphorylase activity. The coding region runs from base 129 to 1520 and encodes 463 amino acids.
CUCGCAAUAGUUGCUCAACGAACGCGGUACGCGUGUGGGAGAGUCCCCCCCCGGAGCAAGGGCAUGCAGUGAGUCCAGUAUCACACACAGUCACUUCAGCACACUGGUAUUGCUCUAUACAUUCCACCAUGGAAUCUCCCGGUCGUCAGGUUGACAUGAAUUGCAACAAGUCCAAGUUUCGUAUGCCAGAUAUCAUUGCCAAGAAGAGGGAUGGGGAAGAGCUGUCCACCCAAGAGAUUGAAUGGUUUGUCGAGAAGAUGCCGAGCGUGGAUGACAGUCAGAUAGGAGCUUUUCUGAUGGCGAUGUAUUUAAAGGGGCUCUCUCGUGACGAGACAGCGGCCCUUACCAAGGCCAUGCAGAACAGUGGAGACGUGCUCCAUUGGCCCCCGGAGUGGAAGGGUUUGGUGGUUGAUAAACACUCCACCGGAGGAAUCGGAGAUAAGAUUAGCCUACCCCUUGCUCCGGCCCUGGCCGCUUGCGGAAUGAAGGUGCCGAUGAUUUCUGGCAGAGGGCUUGGUUUCACCGGGGGAACUCUUGACAAAUUAGAGUCGAUCCCCGGCUACAGAGUCGACGUUGCCGAAAAAGACAUGCUCCCGAUUCUGGAGCAGGUCGGCUGUUGCAUCGUGGGGCAGACGAGCAACCUGGUUCCUGCAGAUAAGAAGCUGUACGCCACGAGAGACGUGACGGCGACUGUGGCAAGUCUACCAUUAAUAACAGCGUCUAUUAUCUCAAAAAAGGCAGCUGAGAAUGUCAACUCGUUGAUCCUCGACACGAAAUUUGGCAAGGGCACUUUUAUGAAGACGAUUGAGGAGGGGCGGCAAUUGGCCAAGAGCUUGGUAACAGUGAGUAACGCCUUGGGUAUUAAGACUACUGCUCUGUUGACUGAUAUGAACAGCCCUAUUGGCUGCACGGCAGGCAAUGCUCUCGAGGUGGCGGAAGCCAUACAGUGUCUGCAGGGAUCGGGACCAGAUGAUUUAAGGGAGCUGGUGUGCCAGCUUGGUGGACACUUGUUAUUUAUAAGUGGAAAGGCUGACUCCCCAGCCGAUGGGAUCGCAACCAUCCAGACUACUCUACAGGAUGGUACAGCUUGUGCAAAGUUCCAGGCUAUGCUGGUGGCCCAGGGUGUAUUGUCGUCAAUAGCCGAGAGACUAUGCCAGUCUAAACUAGAUCAAGUCGAUGACGUAUGGAAAGUGUUAGAGAGAGCGGCGUAUACCACGGAACUACAGGCUGAACAAUGUGGUUACGUUCAAUCUAUUGACGCUCUUGCCCUCGGCAAGGUCAUCCUGGAGCUUGGCGCUGGGCGGUCCGUGGCGGGAGCCGACAUCGACUACUCGGUCGGCUUUCGGCUUCUCGUCAAAGUUGGUUCACAAUUGAAAAUAGGUCAGAGCUGGAUCAGCAUGUAUCACAACACAUCACCGCUAUCCGAAGAUCACAUACUGAGGUUACAAUGUGGACUAGUGAUUGGAUUAGACAAGGUCACACCGCCACCUCGAGUUCAUGAGGUCAUAACUGCAGACUAAAGUUCAUAUCCUAGAUUGAAACUGUAGGCAAAAAAAAAACAUGUUUAGCGUCCAGCCUUUAAAAAAAAAAAAUUAUCUGUUAGUUUCCUAAAUAUCA